Molecule: messenger RNA, 1029 nt
Organism: Moesziomyces antarcticus
Lineage: Eukaryota; Fungi; Basidiomycota; Ustilaginomycetes; Ustilaginales; Ustilaginaceae
Product: lipase
Exons: 1
Coding region: 1-1029 (342 amino acids)
Source: RefSeq, a predicted model, not a curated record
AUGAAGCUACUCUCGGUAUCCGGUAUUGUAGGAGUGCUCGCAACCUGCGUUGCAGCCACGCCUUUGGUGAAGCGUCUACCCACCGGUUCGGACCCUGCCUUCUCCCAGCCCAAAUCCGUCCUCGACGCCGGCCUAACCUGCCAAGGCACCUCUCCUACCUCCGUGACCAAACCCAUCCUCCUCGUGCCCGGAACAGGCACCACGGGUCCGGGAUCGUUCGACUCGAACUGGAUCCCGCUCUCUACGCAGCUUGGCUACACACCGUGCUGGAUCUCACCCCCACCUUUCAUGCUCAACGACACGCAGGUCAACACCGAAUACAUGGUCAACGCCAUCACCACACUCUACGCCGGUUCGGGCAAUCGAAAGCUUCCUGUGCUUACGUGGUCUCAAGGUGGGCUGGUGGCACAGUGGGGUUUGACGUUUUUCCCCAGUAUCAGGUCAAAGGUCGAUCGUCUUAUGGCCUUUGCGCCCGACUACAAGGGCACCGUCCUCGCCGGCCCCCUCGAUGCACUCGCGGUUAGUGCACCCUCCGUAUGGCAGCAAACCACCGGUUCGGCACUCACCACCGCACUCCGAAACGCAGGUGGUCUGACCCAGAUCGUGCCCACCACCAACCUCUACUCGGCCACCGACGAGAUCGUUCAGCCCCAGGUGUCCAACUCGCCCCUCGACUCGUCGUACCUCUUCAACGGAAAGAACGUCCAGGCACAGGCAGUUUGUGGCCCGCUGUUUGUGAUUGACCAUGCGGGAUCGCUCACCUCGCAGUUCUCCUACGUCGUCGGUCGAUCCGCCCUGCGCUCCACCACGGGACAGGCUCGUAGUGCCGACUACGGCAUCACGGACUGCAACCCUCUUCCUGCAAAUGAUCUGACUCCCGAGCAAAAGGUCGCCGCGGCAGCGCUGCUCGCCCCUGCGGCUGCGGCCAUCAUCGCGGGUCCAAAGCAGAACUGCGAGCCCGACCUCAUGCCCUACGCCCGCCCCUUUGCCGUCGGCAAAAGGACCUGCUCCGGAAUCGUCACCCCCUAA